Lachancea mirantina is the source of this 2232-nucleotide messenger RNA. NCBI's taxonomy places the organism in Eukaryota, Fungi, Ascomycota, Saccharomycetes, Saccharomycetales, Saccharomycetaceae. The record is from the annotation of a GenBank genome assembly.
AUGGAUCAGUUUUCUAGGUACCCACUGUCCGGGAUCCCGGUUCCAUUUCAAUACCAGAUCAGAAAUGGGGACGACAGCGAUGCAGGAGUUUUACGGCUGAUGAACAAGUUUAAUACGGAGGAAAACGGCGGACAUGCCAAGAAACGGAGUGCACCGAACGCGGGGGGCGCCGAUUUCGAUGUUAAACGGGCUCGUAUGGUCGAAAGAAGUGGACUUUUGAGUUGUCAGCGCGAUGAAGGCGGUCCUACGCCUUUGUUCGAUAUUCCAUUUAGAUUUGGGCUUGAAUCCGGUGUCAGUGGUGCAGACGGCAGCGUCAGCGUUUGUGAAAGACGUGCUGUUGACGAUACGCGUGGCGGGGCCACUGCGCCGCAGCACGGUUUUCAACAGUUGAGUUCUGUCAAUAGAGUGUCAUCGCCUGUCUGUUCUGAAGAUGAAGGUUUGGUUGUGUCCGGUGCGGGUGGAGCAGCAGCAGCAGCGGCUGCUGCUGCUGCUUCUACUGCUGCUGGAAGUGACGAAGGUCUGCCGUUGUCACCUGUUGCGUCGCCAGGUCGAACUCCGUCGGAAGGCGUUGCGUGUGCCGUUAUCGCCGAACCGCGUCGUUCCUUACAACAGGACUGUUUAAACGCGGUUGCCAUAACAGCACACUCGCAACUCAGUCCUGCAGCUUACAAAAAUUUGAUAUUCCAGCUCAUAUCACGGCUUAACAGAAGCGAACUCUCAGAUUUGGGCACAUUGGUUAAAGAUAAUUUGAAGCGGGACUUUCUCAGUUUUUUACCGGCAGAAAUCGCCGUCAAGAUUCUGACCAAUCUCGAUUUCGAGGACAUUUCCAAGUGUCUCGCUGUGAACAGGACCUGGAAUCGUCUCAUAAACAACACGCCUUACCUAUGGAGAAGACUUAUGGUCGUAGAAGGGUUUAUGUCGAAGGAUGAGUACCAGAAACAGUGUGACGUGUCGAAAGAGGACGUCGACAGUGCCUUCCGUCAGAAAUUUCUGGAAAACCGGUCGAAUUUGAAAAGCUGGUAUUCUAGUGAAUUCAAGCCUCAUAGAACCACGCUCAAAGGCCAUUCUACUAGUAUUGUCACUUGUUUACAAUUUGAAGACGACUACAUCAUCACGGGCGCCGACGAUAAAGUAAUGCGCAUUUACGACGCCAAGACCGAAGAAUUUGUCACGCAACUUAGUGGCCACGACGGUGGAGUCUGGGCACUCAAAUACGAUAAAGAAGGCGUUGUUGUGAGUGGAUCAACAGACCGUAGCGUUCGUGUCUGGAAUAUCAAAAAGGGCAAAUGCACCCACUUAUUCCGGGGCCAUACUUCGACCGUGAGAUGCCUAGACAUUGUCGAACAUCAAGGUAUCAAAUACAUCGUUACUGGUUCGCGUGACUACACUUUACGAGUAUGGAAAUUACCCAGUUGUAGGAAUGAAAAUUACAAUCCGGAUGUGUGCGAAGUAUUUAAUACGACAGAAUCGAACCCAUAUUUCGUGGGAGUUUUGCGAGGCCAUAUGGAUCCGGUCCGAACCGUUUCGGGUCACGGCAACAUCGUGAUCAGUGGGUCCUAUGAUCACAAUUUAAUGAUUUGGGACAUUGCGCAAAUGAAAUGUCUGUACGUUUUGACGGGCCAUACAGAUCGAAUAUAUUGUACCGUUUACGACCACGAGCGUAAAAGAUGUAUUUCCGCUAGUAUGGAUUGGACUAUUCGAGUGUGGGAUCUCGAAAACAUUCAUAAGAAUGGUCCAUGUUCCAUGGUCAAUUCAUUCACCAACCCAUGUGUCAAAGUGGCUGGCUCCGUACUGACGCUACAAGGUCAUACCGCUUUGGUCGGUUUGCUUCGCCUUUCCAAUAAAUUUCUCGUAAGCGCAGCCGCUGAUGGGUCGUUACGGGGCUGGGAUCCCGACGAUUUUUCUCGUAAAUUUGCGUAUCAUCAUACAAACCUAAGUGCAAUCACAACAUUUGACGUCAACGACAAUGUUCUUGUGAGUGGAUCCGAGGGCCAAUUCAAUAUUUACAAUCUGCGGACCGGCAGGCUGGUCCAUUCAGAUUUAUUAAGCGAUGCAGACCAAAUAUGGCUUGUAAAAUUUAACAAUCGGAAAUUGGUCGCUGCCGUGGAGAAAGCGGGUAAAAGUUACGUGGAGAUUCUUGAUUUUAGCAGAUCCGCAACAACGGAGGACGAAACGCGGCGCAGUGAUCAGGACGUUUCCGUUGUGAGUUCGCAAGAUGGAUCAAUUAGAUGA